Molecule: messenger RNA, 1041 nt
Organism: Acanthosepion pharaonis
Lineage: Eukaryota; Metazoa; Mollusca; Cephalopoda; Sepiida; Sepiidae
Source: the annotation of a GenBank genome assembly
AUGAUUUUAGGUUCAGAUCGAGGAAGUACUGAAACAGCUGAGGAUGGACCAUUAGAAGAUGAGGGAAGAUCUCGUCGCAGCUUAGACAACAGGUUAAGAUCUGCACAUCAUUACGAGCCUAAUACCAACAGUUUGGAUUUAUCAGAUCCGAGUGGCACAGGAGAUACUUUGUCGGUAGAUACGACCAAUACAAAUCUCUCUACAGAAACAACAAGUUCCAGUCCGCUGCACCGCCAUCUAGACGGAUCAAGCCUUAGUUCAAGGGCUAGAUAUUUAGGGAGUGUAGGAUCACAGCUGAUGAUAGAGGAAGUGCACUCAAGAGGCUGUAGUUACGACCAGAGUGAUUUUGACAGCAGUCCAUCAUAUUCCAGGAGGCCCGGUCGACUGCCAGGCCAACCGUUCCCUACCGGGCCCUCUUGGUGGAUUGGAUACCCCAGUACCGUUAGGAGAGAAAAAGAAAGAGAGCGUGAAGAAAGAGUCCGAGUAGCACGUGAAAAGCUCGCAGAAGAACGAAAGAAAAAAAUUGAAGAGUUUAAGGAGCAACAGAGAUUAGCGCAGCAGCACAGAGAGCGACAACAAGAAUUAAGACGGCGUAAAAUUGAUGAACUUCGUCGAAGAGAAGAAGAGAGACGAGCUGCUGUUGAAGAACGCCGUCGAAAACAGGAAGAAGAACAGCGAUUAUAUCAUUUACCCUAUCUAUUUUCCUUCUCCAUUUUUUUUUAUUUCUUCUGUCUUUCCUUCUCAAUGAUAGACUCUAUUCAAUCAACAUUGAAUGACUCAGUUUGUACUUUGGGGUUUUGCAUUUUGCUUUUAUUGGCCUGCUUUGUGCACACAUUCACACAUCCCUCCCCCCACUUUAAACUGUUUGCAGUUGCUAUGCUUCACUUUGGUCUGCUUAUUGAUCUUUACACUCUCUCUCUCUCUCUCUCUCUCUCUGGCUUUCUGGGUAACUUAGUCUCUUUCAAAAUGGUUGCCAAGGGAACUACAUUGCCAUUGCUUUCUCGCUUGUGUCACCAAUGCGAUUGUAGUUGCUUUUCUUGA